Messenger RNA from Syngnathus typhle (broad-nosed pipefish), 3132 nucleotides. RefSeq names its product solute carrier family 7 member 2 (gene slc7a2). Gene Ontology annotation, biological process: amino acid transport; transmembrane transport. Bases 171 to 2111 code for a protein of 646 amino acids. The transcript has 12 exons. Gene Ontology annotation, cellular component: plasma membrane. Gene Ontology annotation, molecular function: amino acid transmembrane transporter activity. The record is from RefSeq and is a predicted model, not a curated record. Lineage: Eukaryota; Metazoa; Chordata; Actinopteri; Syngnathiformes; Syngnathidae.
AAUUAGUGUAGAAGCUAGUUUUCCGUCACAACUUAAGGCUGCAGCUCAAGCGAUCGCCAGUCUGACAAUAACGGACCUGCAAAGUUUCCAUGCAGAAACAUCUUGAUACUUGUUACUUUUUCUUCCGAAUUUUGGACUAUCCUUGUUGAAUCAUAUUCACAGGCGACAACAUGUUAGAGCAGGUCCUGUCCUUUGGCCGUUCCCUGGUGCGCCGAAAGUUGGUUGACCUUAACAGUUUGGAGGACUCCAAGCUCUGCCGUUGCUUGGGAACUGUGGACCUGAUUGCCCUCGGCGUGGGCAGCACUCUGGGCGCGGGUGUCUACGUCCUGGCUGGAGAAGUAGCCAAGGGAAACUCUGGUCCCAGCAUAGUCAUCUCCUUCCUCAUUGCUGCACUGGCUUCCGUCAUGGCCGGCCUUUGUUAUGCUGAGUUUGGAGCCCGCGUCCCAAAGACUGGUUCGGCUUACCUUUACAGUUAUGUGACUGUAGGGGAGAUAUGGGCCUUUAUCACCGGUUGGAAUUUGAUUCUCUCCUAUGUGAUUGGUACAUCCUCAGUAGCUCGGGCUUGGAGCGGAACAUUUGAUGAAAUGACAGGAGGACAUAUUGAAAUAUUCUGUAAAACUUACUUUCGCAUGAACUCUCCUGGUCUGGCUCAAUAUCCUGACUUCUUUGCAGUCUGUUUGAUUCUGCUGCUGUCUGGGCUCCUGUCAUUUGGGGUUAAGGAGUCAGCCUGGGUCAACAAAGUCUUCACCUCUGUCAAUGUGCUCGUGUUGUUCUUUGUUAUCAUCUCUGGCUUUGUAAAAGGAGAUGCAAACAACUGGAAGAUAAGAGAAGAUUAUCUAGUAAAUCUUACCAUAGUAUCCAGGAACUUAUCAGCUACAGGUAACGUGAGCAGUGAUUAUGGAGCUGGAGGAUUCAUGCCAUACGGUUUCAGUGGAACAUUAGCUGGAGCUGCCACCUGCUUCUAUGCUUUUGUGGGCUUUGAUUGCAUAGCAACUACAGGUGAGGAGGUGAGGAACCCUCAGAGGGCCAUUCCUAUCGGCAUAGUGGUGUCAUUGACUGUGUGUUUCCUGGCGUACUUUGGUGUUUCGGCCGCGCUCACACUCAUGAUGCCUUACUACCUGUUGGACGAAAAAAGCCCUUUGCCCAUGGCUUUUGAGUAUGUGGGAUGGAGCCCUGCCAAAUAUGUGGUUGCUGUAGGUUCACUAUGUGCCCUGUCUACCAGUCUGCUGGGCUCCAUUUUCCCUAUGCCUCGUGUAAUCUAUGCUAUGGCAGAGGAUGGGGUGCUUUUCAAAGCCUUAGCCCGAAUCAAUCCUAAGACGAAGACCCCCCUUAUUGCCACUAUGAGUUCCGGUGUAGUAGCAGCCGUCAUGGCUUUCCUGUUUGACCUCAAAGCUUUGGUUGACAUGAUGUCUAUUGGAACUCUACUGGCCUACUCACUGGUUGCUGUGUGCGUACUGAUUCUCAGGUAUCAGCCAGAUGGCGCUUUAGAGCGUCAAAGGGAAGGUGGCUGUAAAAGGGACUACCUGUCCUCUGAGGAGGGCGAGUCAGAACUGACUGAAUCCGAGUCCCACCUCAACACGCUAAAAGCAGAAGGCUCAAUUCUGCAGGCGGUCCUUCACCCACCUGCAUCCCCCUCUGAGCAUUCAUCUGGCACGGUCAACUUUUCCAUUUGUGUGCUAGUGCUGCUGGUAUGUGUGAUCAGCUAUCUGACCACUUAUCACAUCGACGCCAUCAUUGGCAUGGAAGUAUGGAUCUUUGCAACUCUGUCUGUGUGCUUACUUAUCUUUGUCGGUUGCGUCGUCAUGAUUUGCAGACAGCCACAGACCGCUCAGAGGGUUUCCUUCAUGGUUCCCCUUUUGCCGUUUCUGCCGAUUCUUAGCAUAUCUGUUAAUGUUUACCUCAUGGUUCAAUUGAGUGGAGACACUUGGAUACGUUUCUCCGUGUGGAUGGCGCUAGGCUUUUUGAUCUAUUUCGGUUAUGGCAUGUGGCACAGUGUGGAGCGCCAGCGCUCUCUCCAGGGCACAAGCAGUACUGCCAAACAGGCCGGAUUGACUGCAGUCGAGAAGCAACAGGAGCGCUUCAUCUGCUCAGAGAAGACCAGCCAGUUUUAAGAUUCCUUCAUUUUAGUGCUAAUACACUGUGAGGUGAAACCCAGGCCCAAUAUACAUAUAAGCAUUGCUCCAGGAACUCAUAUAAGCAGUUACACCAACGUGGGCCUCACUACAUUCGGUCUUUGAAAGCCAUGUCAGUAUUUUGUGUCAGUGGUCGCAUGAUGAGCGACUGCUCUGACAUUGUGUCUCGGGCACAAUGGAAAGGACAGGUAACACACUGCAGAGUGAUUUCCCUCAGAUUGACACAGUCAGUGCAAGACUGAGAUGGUUUUAGUAUGGACGUUACUUGUUAGAGAAUUUGCUUUUCAUUGUAAGAAGGUUGCCUUUGCAAAGUCUUUUGAUACGCAGAUUUUGUGCUAUAUGCCACAUCAUUAGGUACACCCGCACGAUGGAAAGCAACACUACAACCACAAAAACACAUUAAAGGGAUACCUUUCUGUCUAUCCAAACUCAACAUGUGUAUUCACAUACUUAAAUACAGCGCUUGCGUUACAUAUCAUGACAUACAUUGUGCAAUGUGUAGCUAAUGCUGUGAUUGGUGAGUGUAGUUUAAAGCACUUUUAUUUUCUUUCAUGUUGUACAACGCUCAAAAUGUCACUCAGUAUAUUUUGGAUGAUUCUUCACAGUUGUUUCAUGUGAUUACAAUGUCUCGACAAAUACAAAUUAUAUUUAGUUUAAUAUGCAGUCUUAAUUUAGAAGGCAUGUAUUUGUUGCUUUUGUUUAUUCAUAAUAUGCUAGAACAGAGCGACAAGUGUUAUGUAACAAUUAACUUUACAAAGAGUCUUAUUUAGUGGCCUUUCUGUACGUUUCAACUGUCACAGUCUGAAUGAAUGAUAUUUGAUUAUAAUCUCUUACAGUAAUUAUGUGUUUUUAUUUUUUAUCACACUAUGGCAAACUGGGCUUUAAUACUGCACAUUACUAAUACAGCCUUAGGGACAUAAGUAUGUUUCCCAGGUAUGUGGACUGUAUUGUCUUUAUACAGCUUGUACAGCUUCAAAAGAUAUUAAAGGAAUAGCUCGAG